This is a messenger RNA of Neurospora tetraspora, 311 nucleotides long. RefSeq lists its product as uncharacterized. The record is from RefSeq and is a predicted model, not a curated record. The annotation marks the transcript as partial. Lineage: Eukaryota; Fungi; Ascomycota; Sordariomycetes; Sordariales; Sordariaceae. The transcript has 4 exons.
UUUUAACAGGGAUUUUGAUGGCUCAGCUACACCUCUGCCGGGAUAUGAAUGUUAGAUGCUACGCUGCGGCAAAAGGUGUAGAAACGCCGGCGUUUCCAGAAGCGUUUUCAUCCUAUCACUCACGCCAAGCGCGGCUAAGGCUAUGAGCCGGGCUAGCACAUUGAAAGUUAAUUCUAAAUUAGGCUUCGAUAUCUUGGUUAUAUGGGAGCACACGCGGCGGGGUCGUAAAGUUGUAGAACUCGCUGUCCUGUUCUGGGUUAUCACAACUAAGUUCCAAGCCGCAGGCGGAAUUCUGAACCGGAGAUGUCAGA